Messenger RNA from Microbotryum saponariae, 2553 nucleotides. The record is from the annotation of a GenBank genome assembly. NCBI's taxonomy places the organism in Eukaryota, Fungi, Basidiomycota, Microbotryomycetes, Microbotryales, Microbotryaceae.
AUGGCGAACACCAUGCGGUCGCCCGACGCCCACGCCCACGCCCACCGCGGCAACGACGACCACAACGAUAACGACUACGAACACCCUUCACCACCAUUGACACCUACCACCGCCAUGGCUACACCAGCUCAGUCGGGCAUUCACCUCGCACCGAACCCCAACAUCUCGUACGAACACAUGCUCGAAGGCGAGGUGCCCAACAUGCUCGCCGAUCGGGUCCUCGCCCUUCACGCCAGGCUACCCACGCCCAACAUCUCCGCGCCCCGCCACGAGGGCUCUGGCAAUGCCUCCCACGAUGGAACACUCCACCCUCGCGAUCGUUGGUUCAAUCGUCUCACCCGAUCCCUGUCCAGCAACCGCGGAGAUGGUGACGACGACGACGACGACGAUCCGAGGAGCAGCAGCACCACCAAGCUCGACUCGGAGAGGGAGCACUUGCUCGGCGAUGGCGACCUCGGAGACGGUGAUCAUUUCGUCCAACGCGAAGAUGCGGACGACGCAGAAGCGUCCUCGACAGAUUGCAUGCGCAAACGGCCGACCCUCGAGAGAUCGAGCUCGACAUCCCAUCGAUUGCGAUGGUAUCAGCGACCGAGCCCCUGGUUCUUCAUCCCCGGCACGCUCAUUAUGGCUUUAUCGCUCGGCAUGACCAUUUCGCCCAAACUCGAGAUCUACUACCAACUUGUGUGUCGCAACAUUGAGCCAAAGAGGAGCGGCGUUACCCUCCCCCCACCCCUUAUCGAGCUCGGACAGCGUACCGCUCGGAACGGACUGGCAUCGUCAGCCAAACUCGACGAUGAUCAAUCCCUUGUUCACCGCUUCGUCGAGAGGGCCAUGGGGCCACAGCACUUUGAGUUUAGCUCGAGCGCGACAAGUGGAGACUCGUGGUCUAAGCAAUGCCACCAGAGUGUCCCCGUUCAGCAAGGCGUCACCUCACUGGUUAGUCAAGCAUUUCUCCCGAUUGAAGCUGCUUCUUCCCACCCGGCCUCUGAUACGCUCGACAACCUGAUAUGACACAGGCUACAACGCUUACAUUUCUUAUGGGUGUGCUGUCGGCUUUGACAACGGGCUACUACGGGUCGCUCUCGGACCGACGAGGUCGAAAACCUAUCCUCGUGCUCGCCAUGUUUGGCACGAUCGUGAUGGACACCGUCUUGCUCGUCACCGUUCAGUACCACCACAUCGUCGGCUACCGAUUCCUCUUUAUCGGCCCCAUCGUCGAUGGUCUUUUAGGCGGAGCUACGACUGCCCAGGCGACUUCGAACGCCUACCUGGCCGAUUGCACUGACGCCGGAUCUCGAGCGCGCAUCUUCGCCGUGUUGGGCGGCGUCAUCUUUUCCGGCAUUGCGAUUGGCCCCACCUUGGGUUCGAUCCUCGUUCGACAGAGUGGAUCGAUCCUCUUGCCCUUCUACGUUGCUUUGACCAUGCAUCUCCUCUAUACCUCGGUGAUGAUGUUUAUCAUGCCCGAAUCGCUCACCAAGACGAGGCAGUACGCAGCAAGGGAACGUCACGCCGCGGAGCGUGCCGCCCGUCACGCAGCCGAGGAUGAGGAGGCCCGCAAGGCCAAGGUCAACGGAGUAGCGAUGGUCGUGCUUUUCAAAGUCAAGAAUAUCGCGCGACGACCAUGGAAGUUCCUCAAGCCGCUCGUGUUAAUCCUACCUCGCAAGCGACAAGCGAACGAGAAGGAUGAGGAUCGACCCAUGCUCGAUGCGAUGGGUCCUGUCAAAGCGGGAUGGGACUUUUCUAUGCUCAAGAUUGUAAUUGCCAUGUCGUGCUUCAGCAUUGGAAUGGCCGUCUACCAAGUUAAGCUUCGUGAGUUUGGUGUCCUGCACCCUACCUCGCGAUCUGCACCGAGGAUAGGAGCUCAUUUGUCGAUUCACGCGGGCAGUGUACACCUCGUAUCGAUUCGGUUGGGGAGCCGAAGAGAACGGUCUCUAUCUCAGCUUUAUAGGUGUCUGCAGGGUCAUCGGCCUCAUCAUCGUCCUGCCCAUCUUCAUCCGCUUGGUUCGUCGACCAGCGCCUCUACCGCCGCGCGCGCGACCGGAAGGCGAGCUCGACACGGCUGGACCUACAACACUGACGAAGGAGCAAAAGCUCUGGGACCGGGAAGCGUCAUGGUUGCGCACGCUCCAUGACUCGCACUUUGAUCUCUUCCUCGCCAAACUAUCGCUGCUCGUCGACCUCGUCGGCUACGUGCUGCUGGCUCUCAACGGAGGGUCACCUGUGCGUUUCUUGAUCGGUACGGGAUUCUCCGCCUUUGGUGGAGGUGCCAAUGCAGCCGUCCAAUCCCUUGCACUCGCGCACACAUCUCCGAGGGAUUCAGGGCGACUUUUCGCUGGAUUGUCGGUCCUGUCCUCCGUCAAUGGUUUGAUCCUCGGCCCCUUGUUGUUCGGCGCGGUCUUCAUCGCCACCGUCGAAAAGAUGCCCGAAACGUUCCUUUGGGUCCUCGUAGGGCUCAUCACGACUGGAUUGGCGACGCUCAUGACCGUUCGGUUGCGCAAGAGGGUCGAUUCGUUGCAGGAGUUGCUGGAUGCUGAGGGGGUAACGGGAUCGUGA